Messenger RNA from Adineta steineri, 936 nucleotides. Lineage: Eukaryota; Metazoa; Rotifera; Eurotatoria; Adinetida; Adinetidae. The record is from the annotation of a GenBank genome assembly.
AUGAGUACUAAUUCACUUCGUUCAGUUGAAUGUAGUGUAUGUUUACAACCGCUUAUUAAUCCAGUUAAAUUACCCUGUGGACAUUCGUUUUGUUUUCUUUGUGUGAAAGGUGUAGCUAAUGUCAGUCAUACUUGUGCUCUUUGUCGAAAACCAUUUCCACGUGAAUUAAUCGAUAAACCUAAUGUAUUAGCAGUAGAACUACGUGAUGAUGAAUCACUUACAUCAACCAAUUCCAUCGCUCGUCAUGUUUGGUAUUAUGAAGGUCGUAAUGGUUGGUGGAUGUAUGAUCAACGAACAAAUGAUGAAAUUGAUCAAUCAUUUCGACGUGGUGAUAGACGAUUAGAAAUUCUUAUAGUUGGUCAUCUUUAUGUUAUUGAUUUUGAAAAUAUGCAUCAAUAUCGUUUAAAUGAUACACAACGUCGACGAAGAAUUAAAUAUGAUCUCAUAUCUGCACCAAAAAAAGGUGUUGGUGGAUUAAAACUUGAUCUACAAAGAAAUACUCAAAAUAGUCCACCAAAUAUAGAUUCACCUGUUGUACCAUCUUUAGCCUCAUCAGUUCCAUCAAUAAUUGCGAAUUCUUCUUCAACUGAUCAUCUUGCUGUGAUAAGAUCUCGAUCGGAUGCUGAUGGUGAAGAACCGACAUUAACACCUCCUAUAAUUCUUCCAGUAGAUGAUACUAAUCGAACAGCAAUUCGACAACCUGCUGAUGGCCUUGGUAAUCCGAGUACAACUAAUACAACAACUUGGCGAACAAGUAAUAAUACUGAAGAACGUCGUGUGAUAUCAUGGAGUAGCGAUGAAGAUGAUGAUAAUGAUAUUCCACCAUCAUCUCGACUUCGACCUGUACUUAUCGGUGGUGAAGAUAAUACCCAACAUAAUCAUUCAAAUGAUGACGAUACAUUAUUAACUAAUCUUUCAUUAAAUACACAAAAUUAA